Myotis brandtii (Brandt's bat) is the source of this 658-nucleotide messenger RNA. Its product is annotated as keratin-associated protein 10-3-like. The transcript is spliced from 2 exons. Lineage: Eukaryota; Metazoa; Chordata; Mammalia; Chiroptera; Vespertilionidae. Gene Ontology annotation, cellular component: keratin filament. The record is from RefSeq and is a predicted model, not a curated record. The coding region runs from base 1 to 585 and encodes 194 amino acids.
AUGGCCGCAUCCGCCCUGUCCGUCUGCUCCAGCAACCGGAGCUAUGGCAGCCGUGCCUGCCUGCCCGGGUCCUAUGACUCUUGCACGGACUCCUGCUGCUGUGCUCCAGCUUCAUGCUUGACCCUUGUCUGUGCCCCAGUGAGCUGUGUGUCCAGCCCCUGCUGCCAGGUGGCCUGUGGAUCCAGCCCCUGCCAAUCAGCCUGCACCAGUUCCUGCACACCCUCAUGCUGCCAGCAGUCUAGCUGCCAGCCCUCCUGCUGCACCUCCUGCAGUGUGCCAGUCUGCUGUAAACGGGUGUGCCGCAGGCCUGUCUGUUCUAGGGCCACUCUCUGCUCAGCCCCCUUGAGCUGCUACGGACCCUCCUCCUACCUCUCAUCCUGCUAUAGACCUUCCUCCUGCACCUCGUCCUGCUACAGGUCCUCCUCCUGCGUGUCCCUCACCUGCCGCCCUGUGUGCAGGCCUGCCUGCUGCCUUCCUGCCUCCUCCUACUGUGGCCCCGCCUUCUCCUGCCGGCCCAGCUGCUACCGCCCAUCCUCUUGCGUGUCCUUGAUCUGCCGCCCUGUGUGCUACCGCCCAGCCUGCUGAGUCCCCUGCCUUGGCCAGAAGUCCUGCUGCUGGCUGGGCACAUCCCCCAGGACCAGCCUGGCUCAGGUCCCAC